Messenger RNA from Olea europaea var. sylvestris, 465 nucleotides. RefSeq lists its product as uncharacterized. Lineage: Eukaryota; Viridiplantae; Streptophyta; Magnoliopsida; Lamiales; Oleaceae. The transcript has 3 exons. The coding region runs from base 1 to 465 and encodes 154 amino acids. The record is from RefSeq and is a predicted model, not a curated record. Gene Ontology annotation, molecular function: nucleic acid binding; RNA-DNA hybrid ribonuclease activity.
AUGGCAGCACUUUGGAGACAUCUUUCAGAUACCUAUGACUUCAGGAGAGGGGGUCAGACAGAGGUUCCAGAGAUGGCGGCUGAGCUAAGAGCCAUAUUAGAUGGGCUUCUAUUGGCCAGAGGACUUGGAAUAUCAACUAUUUGGAUUGAGGUAGAUUCAAUGCUGGCCAUUCACUGCAUCACCAAAGGUGGAGGACCAUGGACGAUUCAGGGUAUUCUAAGACAGAUCAGAGACGUCAUUCGCCUUGACAGAGACACAGUUUCUCAUAUCUACAGAGAAGGUAACCAGGUUGCAGAUUCUCUUGCUUCAGAGGGUUGGGAUCACCAGCAUUACCAAGAAUAUGGACCACUUGACCUGCCCCGACAAAUUAGGGCAUUGGUGCAGAUCGACAGAUAUGGAUUGCCCAGCUUUAGAGGUCAGGUUUAUGCCCCCUCCUUUCCUGUACUCUUGAUUUUUAUGAAAUAA